This is a messenger RNA of Metarhizium album ARSEF 1941, 2073 nucleotides long. Its product is annotated as potassium channel. The transcript has 3 exons. The record is from RefSeq and is a predicted model, not a curated record. Gene Ontology annotation, cellular component: membrane. The coding region runs from base 1 to 2073 and encodes 690 amino acids. NCBI's taxonomy places the organism in Eukaryota, Fungi, Ascomycota, Sordariomycetes, Hypocreales, Clavicipitaceae. Gene Ontology annotation, molecular function: potassium ion leak channel activity. Gene Ontology annotation, biological process: potassium ion transmembrane transport; stabilization of membrane potential.
AUGGUUGCAGCUACGCUUGGCCCUGUCGCCUCGGGUUUCAGUAUCUGCGCCUUGGGAUCUCAGUGGCGCCAAAAACUCGUCCCUGGCCAAAGUGUUGACGAUGCUAUAUUCAUUCAAGACCCUCCUUGGCUCACCAUUGUGAAUGCCAUCCAACUAGCCGUGGCCCUGGUCUCAAACGCUUUUCUUUUGCUGAAUAUGACUAAGAGAGUUCGCUUUAGUAUUGCUCAACCUAUCACAAUCAUUGGAUGGUACAUCUCUGCCAUAUGUCUACUAGCCCUCAAUGCCACCGCUGCCGGUCCUCUCGACGAUGACCUCGAUCUAACACAAGACUUCAUCUGGUCACAGGCUUUCUAUUACGGCAUGUGGGCCGCCAUUCUGUACUUUGUCGACGCCUCACUGAUGGUCGUGACGUUUUGGGGAGCCUCCUCAGGCCAUUACCCCAAGGACUUCAACCUCACUCGCAGCCAACGGACCCUCAUGCUUCAAACUAUCCUCUUUCUAAUGUACCUCCUGCUUGGAGCGCUGGUCUUUUCGGAGCUGGAAAGCUGGAGAUACCUAGACGCCGUUUACUGGGCCGACGUGACGCUUUUCACUGUUGGCUUUGGAGACCUUGCACCAAAGACAACACUGGGAUGCGCGCUGCUUAUCCCGUACGCUCUCAUUGGGGUUAUCAGCCUCGGUCUUGUGAUUAGCUCCAUUCGAAGCAUGAUACUCGAACGCGGAAGGCGUCGAUUGGAUGCUCGGAUGGAAGAGAAGAAUCGACGAAGAUUCAUUCGCACAAUGACAAAGAGUGGCCGCGAUGAUAUCCUGAACCCGAUUGACGACGACACAAUCUCAAACUGGGGCCCGGAAAAUUCUGACUUGCCUCAAAAUGAACUCGACCGCAGAAAAACUGAAUUCUUGCUGAUGCGAAAGAUCCAGCAGCAGGCCUCAAUCCGUAGAAAAUGGAUGGCAAUGGCAGUAUCUACCGGCGUGUGGAUUUUACUAUGGCUUGUGGGCGCAGUGAUCUUUGUCAGAGCUGAAAAGUCAUAUCAGAGCUGGAACUAUUUUGAUGGCGUUUACUUCUGCUUCAUCUCACUCAUGACUAUCGGUUAUGGAGAUCAUACACCGACCUCGAAUGCUGGCAAGUCAUUCUUCGUUUUCUGGUCAUUAUUAGCGCUGCCCACCAUGACGGUUCUUAUUUCCAACGCGGGCGACACCGUGGUCAAGUUUGUCAAGGACGCAACAAUUCGUAUCGGCACGAUUACAAUUCUUCCCGGCGAAGAAGGUUUCACGGGAAAUGCAAAGUACAUUGUUAAUCGCGUUUCGCUUGGCCGUCUCUUUCGCAGUGCAACCAUUGCGAUCCGGGAGCACGAAAGAGAAAGGCGAAUGCAUAAAAAGGCGGAAGACUGGACAGGUUUCGACCCCAAAGAUGUUAAGGACACGGAAAAACAACAGAAUGAAUCUGGCCAUAGCGGCGGCUCAGGUUCUCAGGAACAUCAGGCGGAUGAUGAGGAACGUCAAGGAAAGCACAAACUUUGCAAAAAAACCGAAAGUCCGCCGGGCCGUCCUUCUUUGGCCGAAGUACAGUCUCGGCUCGACACCCUCCCUACUGGCGCAGAACUACAUCUACUGCUCGUCAAGGAAAUUCAGACCGUGUCCCAACACCUUAGAGAGCCUGAGCCGCGUCGAUAUACAUUUGAAGAGUGGGCAUGGUUCUUGGCUCUAAUAGGAGAGGACGAACGGGACCCCCUAAAUCACCGAAGAGUGGUUCCUAAGACGAAACACAAACGGACACGCAGACACAGACACAAACACCACAACCGCCAUCGUGGCAAGGGCGUUGAAGCCCACGAUGUGCCUCGAGAUGCAGACGCUGAGACAAUUGGAGCCCCGCGACCAUCCCUGCAACCAGUAGCACCACUUCAACUCCCCGAUGCUGACGCCCGCGUCAAAUGGUCUUGGGUUGGUAAUCGUAGUCCUCUCAUGGGUGGACAGGAAGAAAGCGAAUGGAUUCUAGAUAAAUUGAUGGAACGACUGGAAGAAUGCCUUUGGGAAACGAAAAUGGACGAAGACAAUGCGAAUACGCCCUGA